UUCCAGAUGUGAUUAAACUCCUUCGACUCGCUUCAAACUAUAAUUCUUUUUAGCUGUCUUAUUCUUGAAAGUGGAUACCAUCUAUCGGUACAAUGAGUGGUUUGCGACCUCAUAAUGAUAAAGACGACGGUCAAGGGGAGCAGCUACAGCACGGAUUUCAGAUCGGAAUAACAAGAGAGGUUAAAUUAGUUCAUCGCGUCUCUGCACAGCAGUGCGAAGAAGAUAUUGAAGACCUUAAGAAGCAACUCAUCGACAAAAACAAAGAGAUCGGAGAUUUGAGAAAGCGUGUGAAAGAGCUUGAGACAAAGAACAGUGAUCUUGAAUUCCAACUCAAAAACAAGUGUAGUGAAGUGAACAACCUGAACAAGAGAAUUCGCAAGCUUGAAGAAGAGAAGAAAAGUAUCGAACAAGAGUUAGAGUCAGUGAAGGUAAACUUAGCGUCCGUGAACCUUAACUUGAAGACCGUUAAGGAAACAGUUGCCGAGCUCUCUGAUUCAAGAGAAGUCCAGGAACGAAAGAACCUCGAGCUGGAAAGAAAGAACUUCGAGCUGGAAAGAGAGAUGAAAGACGUGAGCAAUUCUCUUGAAAAUGUUGAAGAAGAAAACAAGCAAUUAAAAGCUGAAAUUCAGCAAGUUCGAAGGCACCAACGCUACGUCGAAGGCGCACCAUUACGUUUACCAGURCCCGCUGAUGAACAAAAUUUCGCGAUGAUGGUCCUCGCUCAAAUGGCGUGCUGUAUUUUAAGUGCGAUGUACAAGGUAGUAUUGCCAGAUUACUACACACCUGUGAUCAACUACACUGUUGCCAUGAUUGACGAAGACAUCCAAAAUUUGCCUAAAACCGAGGAAGAGMGAUGURAAGCCAUCAARCGGUUKGAAAAGUUGAAGRAAAGUUUGAACUGGACUGAAGAMAAGGCAAAGAUCCUCCAAAUACUUCAAGAAAGUCGCAACUCCAUAGAUUGGAAUUCUCAAAACCUUGAAGAGAAGGUGAUUCAAGAUUGCACGAAGUACUUGCAUCAGGAGAAUAUUCUGAAGGGCUGGUUGAAUAUUGAUCACAUCACUGGACUUAUCGAAGUGUGGAAAAGACUCAACUCUUCUACAACCUUGGUCACAAAAAACUAAGCUGUUAUAAACACCAUUUGCAGGCAUGUUUCUACUUAAUUUGUAAUACUUUGGACGGUGACUAAUUUAAAAAAUGGCUGAUCACAAGCAAUAUUUUGUGAACGAUAAAGUAAACGUUUUCAUAACGAUUUUUAUAAUAUUUUUUUAUUGCUCUAUAUGACGAUUUUACUUGUGCAAUAUGCAUUCAAGAAUCUAGCGAAAUCAUCAAAAAUUGCAUGCCUGACACUAAACAAUAUCAAAUUCCUUAAUUUAAAGUAGUUCUGAUCAUUAGCUUUGAGUUCAACUCUGCUUUUCCUGUUCACUAGGAGCUCUUUUUUACAAAUCUUAUUUCUGACAAGAAUUCUUUGAUUUUGAGAGUUGAUGGUUUUGUAAUCGUUAUUUUGUGCGCUUUAAGUGCUAUAGAAAUAUUGAAUAUAUUUAAAGAUAUUCCCCGAACCGAGAUUCUCAGAACUGCCAUACGUUUUUGGUCACGUCACGUGGUCAUGUGAUUUGGGCCAGGCAUUGUUUUAUCUGCGACCGCAAUCCAUCUUUGAAAAUAUAAAUAGUUUGGGUUCGGUUUUUCUUAUUUUGAUAUUUAAAUGAUUGCUGUAAAAUGCUUGUUUUUUUUUUUUUUUUUUUUUUUUUUUUGCAGAAAAUUGUUAUGAUCGGAAAAUCUUCAAAAUCUAAUCAGAUAGUAACUAUGGAAUCUUAUCUUAUGGUCACCCGCUCAAAACGAUCUCUACGUUAUAGUGAGCAGAACAUUCGAUCCGGCGAAUUUAGCCUCCAUGUUUGUGUACAAUAUAUUCCUAAUUGUGAGAAUAAACGUGUGAGAUUUCAAACCAA
This is a messenger RNA of Exaiptasia diaphana, 1943 nucleotides long. RefSeq lists its product as uncharacterized. The record is from RefSeq and is a predicted model, not a curated record. Bases 93 to 1121 code for a protein of 342 amino acids. The transcript has a single exon. Lineage: Eukaryota; Metazoa; Cnidaria; Anthozoa; Actiniaria; Aiptasiidae.